This is a messenger RNA of Adineta steineri, 3102 nucleotides long. The record is from the annotation of a GenBank genome assembly. Lineage: Eukaryota; Metazoa; Rotifera; Eurotatoria; Adinetida; Adinetidae.
AUGAUCGAUAAAUUAUUAGUAUUUUUUAUUUUUUCAUUUUAUCCAUUUGUUCAAACAGUAAAAGAAGUUGUUAUAUUAGAUACACGUCAAGCUCGAGAUUAUUUAAAUUGGUAUAAAAUAGCAUCAAAUGGAAAUCUAAAUGAUGGAUGGGGUGAAUUAAGUUUUGAGGCAAAAAUGUUUCCAACACUUUUAUUAUCAUCAUCAACAUCAACAUUAUGGCGUACACAAUAUGUAUGUGAUAUAACAUCGGAACGUCGUGUUGAUAAUUGGUUACGUUCACCAUAUUUUAAACGUCAACAAGCACAUCGUAUUGAAAUCGAACUUGGAUUUUCUAUCCGUGAUUGCUCAACAUUUCAAACACCAAAUGAAAUACGUUCAUGUCGUGAAACAUUUGAACUUUAUAUACAUGAAAAUGAUUAUGAUGAUAAUAAUCGUGUAUGGUCAUCAUAUAAAUUAGUUGAUAUGAUCGCUGGAAAUCGUUUUACAUCAAAUAAUUAUGGUACACAAACAUCAUCAAAUCGAAACAAUUUAACAGUUAAUGUUAAAACACGUGGUAUAUCUGUUAAUAAAAAUGGAUUUUAUAUUGCAUUUCGUGAUCAAGGUGCUUGUAUAUCAUUAUUAUAUGUUAAAAUCUUCUAUCGUUUAUGUGAAGAAAAAUCAAUUGGUCUUAUACAUUUUCCUGAAACACCAACUGGUUCACAUUUAACCGAUAUUGUUGAACGUGAUGGAUUUUGUUCGAUAAAUUCAAAAAUUAUUCGAAAACCAUUAGGUUUUUGUAAAGGAAAUGGUGAAUGGACAUUUCAAGAAACAUCAUUACAUGAUAGUUGUCAUUGUCAACAGGGUUAUGAAUUACUGAUUGAUAAUAAUAAUUAUAUAAAUAAUAGUUUCUUAUCUCGUGCCAUUUGUAAGGUUUGUCCAAUUGGAACAUUUAAAUCAAAAAUAAGUAAUGACUAUCGAUGUGAACCAUGUCCAUUGAAUAGUCAUACAAAAGAUAAAGGUUCAUCAUUAUGUACAUGUAAUGAUCGAUUUUUUCGUUUAAAUUCAUCAAUAAUCAAUUCAUCGUGCAUUAGUGAACCAAGUGAACCUGAAAAUGUAACAAUUGAUGAGAUUGAUCAAAUUUCAGUUCAAAUAUCAUGGAAACAAUCAAAUGAUAGUAUAUAUCAUAUCGAAUGUACACCUUUAAUAUCUUGUGAAUCAUAUAUAAUCUAUCAACCAGGUCGAACAUUUAUUAAUGGAUCAAGAGUAAAAAUGAUUGGACUUCAUGAUAAUACAGAAUAUAGAAUAAAAAUAUAUACUGAACAAAUGUCAACACAUUUAUUAAGUAAAUCUACUGAUUUAUCAUUUAAAACGAAACCUUCAAUAUCAAAACAAAUUCGUGAUAUAAAUAUUCGACGAGUUACAUUUGAUACAGUUGUAAUAACAUGGUUAUCAGAUGAUUUCGAUCAAUAUCAAAUACGUUAUUGGUCAUUAAUAGAUGAAAAUAAAAAGAUGCUUGUUCAAUUAUCAAUGAAUAAUUUUACAUUAGUAACAAAAACGGAUAUUUAUAAAUUUCAAAUACGUGCUCAUAAUAAUUUUGGUUGGACUGCAUUUACACAAGAAAUAAUUAUUUCUUUACGUGCAAUAUUUAUUGAUCAACCUAUACCAUCGGCUUUAACAAAAAAAUUUGUCGAUAAUAAAAAUAUUCUUUUUAUUAGUCCUUUAAUUAUUCUUAGUUCAUUAAUAACUAUUAUUAUAUUAGCUGUUAUUUAUAUAAAAAAGAAACGUUUUUGUCGAUUAAAAACAGCAAGUGAUUGUGAAUCCUUGGAUUAUCAAAAACGACAAGUCAGUGGACAUUAUGGACCUGAUGUAUUCUUUAAUUCCGGUUGGACAGCACCAUUAUGGCCUUCAUUGAGUACAACAUCAAAGACUUAUGUUGAUCCUCACACAUAUGAAGAUCCAACAAAAGCUGUUAAUGAUUUUGCACAUGAACUUGAUCCAAAUUUAAUUGUCAUUGAAUCCGUUAUUGGUGGAGGAGAAUUUGGUGAUGUCUGUCGUGGUAAACUACGUAAAGCAAAUAUGAUGAAAGAUAUACCAGUAGCAAUUAAGACAUUAAAAGCUGGUGCAAUAGAAAAAACUCGUUUAGAUUUUUUAUCUGAAGCGAGUAUUAUGGGACAAUUUGAUGAUGAAAAUGUUAUUUAUUUGGAAGGUGUUGUUACAAAACAUCAACCAAUUAUGAUUAUAACUGAAUAUAUGGAAAAUGGAUCGUUGGAUACUUAUCUUCGAACAAAUGAAGGAAAUAAAUGUCUUGAUACAUUACAAUUAACACGUAUGUUACGUGGUAUUGCAUCCGGAAUGAAAUACUUAUCUGAAAUGAAAUAUGUUCAUCGAGAUUUAGCAGCACGCAAUAUUCUUGUUAAUAAAGAUCUUAUAUGUAAAGUAGCUGAUUUUGGUUUAAGUCGUGAAAUAGAUGAAGCUGAAAGUUAUACAACAAAAGGUGGAAAAAUUCCUAUACGUUGGACAGCUAUGGAAGCAAUUGACUAUCGAAAAUUUACAUCAGCUUCGGAUGUAUGGAGUUUUGGUGUAUUAUGUUGGGAAGUUGUUUCAUUUGGUGAAAGACCGUAUUGGAAUUGGUCAAAUCAAGAUGUUAUUAAAGCAGUGAAAAAAUCAUUUCGUCUUCCACCACCUAUGGGAUGUUCUGAUCUACUCUAUAAAUUAAUGCUUGCAUGUUGGAAUGAAAAUCAUUUACAAAGACCAAAAUUUAGUGAAAUUGUUCAACAGUUAACACAAUUCAUUCUAGUACCCAGUGGACUUAUUCCAUUAGCAAAGCAAAAACUCGUCUUUGUCAAUCAUCCAGAUGAACCAAAUAUUGCUCAGUUAACAUCAAUUAUUGACUGGCUUCAUAAUCUUCAAUUAGAUCGUUUCAUACAUUUAUUUACAAAUAAUGGUUAUACAAAUCUUUCACAAAUAUGUCAUUUUAAUUCAUUAGAUUUAAAUGAUAUUCUUGGUAAUGAUUUUACAUUUGAUGAACAAACUCGUCUAUUAGAUAGUUUAAAUCAUAUACGAUCACAACUUGUAUUAACAUCAUCGAAAUCAUUAUUGACUGGUGAAGGUUAUCUUGUAUAA